AGUUAGUGUAUAUAGCUAGAGAGAACAGAGACACACUCAGAGGUUUCUGUCACUCUGAGUUAUUCAUCCACCAACAUCAUGACUGGAGGAGCUGUUUUCCUGGGACUCCUGCUUAUUUGUGUGGCUGCAGAUGCAGAGCAGAUGUCUGGCCACAUGAUAAAGCCUUCUUGUCCCACCAUGGAUGAGAUUGUGGCGUGCCCACUGAACCUUGCUCCUGUAUGUGGCAGCGAUGGAAACACUUAUGCCAACGAGUGUACCCUGUGUGUCCAGAGACAAUUAACCAAGAUGGACAUUUUGAUCGCCAAGGAGGAGAGCUGCUGAUCUGCACAGGUGGUGAUGUCACCUCCAAAGUGACCAAGCAGGAUCUGAUUGUGUCCAACAACUGGAUCCUAACUGUCCUAAAUGUUUUUGUCUAAAUGCCACAAGCAAUAAACGUCUUUCAGCAGUAAA
Toxotes jaculatrix (banded archerfish) is the source of this 450-nucleotide messenger RNA. RefSeq names its product serine peptidase inhibitor, Kazal type 4 (gene spink4). The record is from RefSeq and is a predicted model, not a curated record. NCBI's taxonomy places the organism in Eukaryota, Metazoa, Chordata, Actinopteri, Toxotidae. The coding region runs from base 79 to 321 and encodes 80 amino acids. Gene Ontology annotation, molecular function: protein binding. The transcript is spliced from 4 exons.